GUGGAAGUUUAGAACACUAUAGAAGGAGUCAGGAACCUAUCAAAUUCUCUUUUCUUCCCAAACUACCCCUCGAUCGGUGCCAAAAUUACAGCUCAGUCCACACGAAAUAAGAAUUAAUCAGGAAAAAUGGCGACUGAUCAAGAAGCUAUUGAAACGUUCAUGAGCAUUACCGGCGUCGAUGAAGCCACCGCUAUACAAAAGCUCGAGGAGCAUUUGGGAAACCUCAACGAAGCUGUCAAUGCCCAUUUUACCGAAGGGGACAGAAACCUAACUCAACAGACAUCUUUUACAUCUUCUCGAGCUGAAGACAUGGAUAUAGAUGAUCCUAUGCCAUUUGAGUCCCAUAGACCUCCACCGUCCUUAUUACCAUUUGGGAGAGACUUAAAUCCAUUCUCACUCCUUGAUCCCAACUUCACUAGAAGUAUUUUUGACAGGGGUGAUGCUUCAAAUCGGUCACCCUUUGUCUCACAUCCCAGAGAGGUGAGGGAGAUCCCAAUUGAAGUGAAAGAUGAGACUGGUGCUACUGGCCGUUCUGUUGGUGCUCCCAUCAUUGAAGAUGUAACUGGAUCUACACGCGAACAUGGAACAGAAGAACAUGGAACAGUCAUCAUAGAUGAUGAAGAUGAUGACAAAACCUUUCCAACUUUACCAACUACACGUGCUACUGCUCAUGGGAUUGGAUAUAGCUCCAGAUUUUCUGAACCAAGUGCUCCAACUACUGUUGACAUGCCUGACUAUGGAAAUGAUAUAGAGGAAGAAAUGAUACGUGCUGCCAUCGAGGCUUCCAAGCAUGAGGCUGGAAUGUCAAGUCAGGAUGUUAUGGAUCCUGCUUCUGCGCCAAUACAGUCUCACCCAGAAGAUGCUGAGAUUGCACAUGUCGUUUCCUUAUCAUUACAGACUGCAGAGCGUGAAAAAGUUCUCAGGGAACAAGAGGGGAAGGCUACACCCUCAGGAGCAGUUCAGAUAUCAGGGGUGUCAGAUGAGAUAGGGAGAUUAUCCUCAAAUGGAAGGCAAUCUCAAUUCGAGGUCGGAAGCACAACCUUGCCAGAUGAAGUUGAGGAUGUGGAAGAGCUACCACUGGUCAGACGUAGGAGGAGAAGUGUGUCUUCAGCCCCUAUCAGUACUUCUGAACAUACUGAAGAAAUUGACGAUACACCACCUUCCAGUCCUCCACCAGAAAAUAAUGUUCCCCGUCCCCAGCAAAUUGGAAGUGAAUUCCCAUCUGAUGAGUGGGGUGGCAUCUCAUCUGAGGAACACGAUGAAGCUGUAAUGCUUGAAGCAGCAAUGUUUGGUGGUAUCCCAGAAGGAGGUGGAUAUAAUUUCCCUUAUGCACCUCAUCAUCUCUCGCAUAAUGGUUUAGGUGUUAUGGGUCCCUACCCCAGGCAUACACCUCGUCCUCCAUCACCUUCUCUUACUGCCCAGCGUUUGAUACGGGAGCAACAGGAUGAUGAAUAUCUUGCUUCAUUACAAGCUGACCGAGAAAAGGAAUUGAAGGCCAAGGAAGAAGCUGAAGCUGCUCUGGUAGAAGAGAGACUCAGGGAGGAGGCAACACAUAGAAAAUUGCAAGAGGAACAGGAAAAUGAGAGACAAUUAGCGGCAAAAGAGGCAUCCCUUCCCGGGGAACCAACUCCUGAUGAUGAGAAUGCUGUUACCCUCCUUGUGCGCAUGCCCGAUGGAAGUAGGCGGGGACGACGGUUUCUCAAGUCAGACAAGCUACAGAGCCUAUUUGACUUCAUUGAUAUUGGCAGAGUGGUCAAACCUGGCAGCUAUAGAUUGGUGAGGCCAUAUCCUCGACGUGCUUUUGGUGAUGGAGAGAGUCCCUCAACUCUUGAUGAAUUGGGUCUAACCAGCAAGCAAGAAGCCUUGUACCUGGAGCUGAUAUAGUAUAUAUGCUUAUUUUGCAAAGCUCCCAAGAAUUCAGGCCGAUACAAACCUAUUUAUCUCGACUCUUGUAAGUGAUCUGAAGAUGUGGGGUGCGUUUGUUGCGUUUAUUUGUUUCAUUGUGGUCAUGAUUUUAUUCUCAUUUAUAUACAAGGAAUCAACCAAAGUUAACUUAGACUAGCAUCUUCAUGUAAAAUUCGCCCUUCCCUUGGAGAUGAUCAAAGUGGCGUUAUCGUGGACCUUAAAAUUUGAACAGCUUUGGCCUUGUUGCCUAUUAAUUAUCCUGAAAUAGAGAUUGUUAUUUGAUGUUGGUGUGA
Molecule: messenger RNA, 2198 nt
Organism: Salvia miltiorrhiza (redroot sage)
Lineage: Eukaryota; Viridiplantae; Streptophyta; Magnoliopsida; Lamiales; Lamiaceae
Product: plant UBX domain-containing protein 8
Exons: 12
Coding region: 127-1884 (585 amino acids)
Molecular function (GO): ubiquitin binding
Source: RefSeq, a predicted model, not a curated record